Molecule: messenger RNA, 1337 nt
Organism: Diabrotica balteata
Lineage: Eukaryota; Metazoa; Arthropoda; Insecta; Coleoptera; Chrysomelidae
Source: the annotation of a GenBank genome assembly
UCGACUCUGAAAAUGCGGCACGGAAAAAUAGCAAUUCGCGGCUUUGUUGAUUAUAACGAGCUUAUUUUAGACGUGACUAUCGAUUCCAUAACACAACUCAGGAAUCUUUUGCUUCUAUCUGGAGAUGAAGUGCGCAUUGUGAGAAUUGAGGAGCAAGAAAUUCCAGUUUUACCGAGUGAUUCUCUCGACGGUGUUAAUCUUGAACAACUAGAUAUUUCCCGAUGCGGGCUGUCAGUUCUAGAAGAAGGUUCUUUAAGUGGUAGUGCUCUUAAACAUUUCUAUUUGGAAAACAAUGACAUCCACAUUUUGCCAAAAGGUGUUUUUAAUGGACAGAACAUAGAAAUAUUAAAUUUAAUGCAAAAUAAAAUUUCAGACAUUGAAGAUAGGGCUCUUGAAGGCUUUGUUACAAAUCAGUUGGCUAUGAAAGAUAAUCAAUUGUCAGAACUAACACCAGCAAUGUUUGAAGGUUCUAGUAUUCAUACUUUGAGAUUAGAAUUUAAUCAAAUUAGCAAAAUACAUGAUAAUACAUUUAAAAAAAUCAAUAACCUUACAUACUUAAUGUUACACGAUAAUAAUAUUGAUAAUUUAGGGAGCAUAUUUUGUCAAUUAGAAACUAAAGAAUUAUACAAUUUAAGCCUAGUAAAUAACAAAAUUGCAGCAUUGGAGCCAGGAUGUUUUGAAGGUUCUAAGAUUAUCGGAAUUUACAUAGAGAGUAACAGACUUACCCAAAUUAAAAAAGGGGUCUUCAAUGGAUUAAAUUUUGGAGCAAUAGACGUAGCAAAUAAUCAAAUAACUAGCAUUGAGGAAGGAUCUUUCGCAAAUCUACCUUUAAAAUAUCUAUAUUUAACAGGAAAUAAAUUGGAAAAGGUGUCAAAGACUCUUUUAUCUGGUCUGGACUACGUUAUGGAAGAUUUAUAUUUAGGAGAGAAUCAGAUUACAGAAAUAGAACCGGGUAGUUUUGGAGGUCUUACUAUUCAAGGACUUCAUCUGAACAACAACAAAUUGACAUGUAUUAAAAAAGGUUUGUUUUGUGGAGAAGAGAUUGAAGAAUUGGAUUUAUCCAAUAACGAAAUAUCUGAAAUUGAAGUUGGAGCAUUCGAUGAGGUUAAGGGUCUCGUUUUUAUUAAUUUGAGUAAUAAUAAACUUAGGAAGAUUAAAAAAGGGAUGUUUAAUAUUUCGUUGGACAAAAUCAAUUUUGAAAAUAAUGAAAUUGAUUUUAUUGAAAACGAAACAAUGGAAGAUAUUAGAUUUGAAUCCCUUCAAUUACUUAAUAAUCCAAUUUUAAACAAAUAAAUAAAUAAAAGUACUACAAUUAAUACAACCCUUAUUAAUGUUUA